AUGAAGAGAAUGAGCAGUGCAGGUUCUUGUUCUUCAAUGAGAAGGCGUUCAUUGAGCAUAUCAAGCCAUCAGAUAGAUAAUGAUGCUGAGUGUGAAAGUGUUUCAGAGGCUGGAGACAUUGGGGAUCGAGCUCUUCCAAGUAGAAGGUUCAGUGAGAGUAGCAGUUUACGCUUGUCUUUUGAUAACACUUCAGAAAAUGGAGCUGUUGUUUCCAUUCCAGAGGAGCACAGGUUGCAACCAUACCCUUCCUUCUCCAAUCCUAACUCCUCUGUUAGGCCUCUUCCUACCGAUACAAUUGUGGGUUCUGAAGAUUCAAAGCAAGAACCUCGUAAAGGCUUGCCAGAGUUGCUGGACUAUAUUUCAUGUAUGCUUCAUUUAGCUGUUUUUGGAAUUCUUGGGGUCUUAACAAGAUAUUUACUUCAAAAGUUAUUUGGCCCUGGGGUUGCCGGCGUGACAAGCGACCAAACUAUUCUUUACCUUGACCUUCCUUCUAAUAUGAUUGGUUCAUUUUUAAUGGGAUGGUUUGGAGUUGUGUUCAAAGGAGACAUAUCUCAUGUGUCAGAGCAUCUAGCCAUAGCAAUUACAACUGGUUACUUAGGGAGCCUCACAACCUUCAGUGGUUGGAAUCAAAAAAUGCUUGAACUCAGUGUUUUCGGCCACUGGCUCUUCUCUGCACUUGGCUUUCUUUUAGGCUUAUUUCUUGUUGCCUUUUCCAUCAUAUUUGGGAUUGAAACUGCCAAGGGUUUCAGGUGGCUCCUGAACAGGCUGAACAUGAGUUCAGGAAAUGGUUGCUCUAAGAUCAACUUCAAAGUAGACAGCUUCCGCCGUCAGUUGAUAGUUAUGGUGAUGUUCUUGUUUAUAUUGGGCAUACUAUGGGGUGUCAGUGGAGCAUUAGUAAAGGAUGAGUUCAAACAUGGUGGCAGUGCUGCUCAGUUAUGGUUUGCAUGCAUGGUUGGACCUAUCGGUGUGUGGAUUAGAUGGUUCUUAGCGCGGCUCAAUGGACAUGGGAUAGGAACUGCAGGAUUGCUUAAAUGGAUUCCAUUUGGGACUCUAAUUGCCAACGUAUCAGCUGCUUGUGUUAUGGCUGCACUUGCUAGUGUGAAGAAUGCAGUGAACACCAGGAAUUGUGAUACUGUUGUAGCAGGAAUACAGUUUGGUAUGAUGGGGUGUCUGAGUACUGUCUCUACUUUCGCUGCUGAGUAUAAUGCAAUGAGAGAAAGCAAUCAUCCUUGGAGAGCGUAUGCCUAUGCUAUUAUUACAUUAUGUGUCUCAUUCUCUUUUGGGAUCUUAAUAUACUGCAUCCCUGUUUGGACAAAGGGGUUUGAUAUUGACACGUAGCAAUCGGGCAAGGCAAUCUUGUUUUGGCACUAUAUGUGGUCGAACCAUCGAAUUUUCAUGACAACCUCAGUCAUGAUUUUAUAGAUAACGAAUUUGCUUAAGGAGAAGGGUACUCCUCAGUUCAGAGAAACUGAUUUUUAUAGGGUGUGAAGCGAGGUUUUAAGCUGUCAGGUCUCUGAUAAAUAUUGACGAGAUCACAACAAUUUUGUUAAUAUAGAUGCCAUGUCUUGAUGUAGAAAAAAUGAAAAAAGGGUGCUGGUUGUACUUAUGCAUUUGACAUUGAAAGGAUGUUAUGGCUUAUGAGUCCAAGGUUACAGUUUCUGCCUACUUUCACCAAAGCCUCAUUACAGAAGUUAGAAGCUGCGCCUGCUGCUAUUCAUUUGAGGAUCUUUUAUUCCUAUAUAAUAUUAUUUGAGAUUAAAAAAAAUAAGCAAAAAAAGUUAUGGAAACCUGCCAAAUGGAUAUAUGAUUACAAACUUGCCAACCAUGCUGAGUUGGAGUUACAGGCUUUGCUUGAUGUCCAAUAAGUGUACUUGUAAUAAAUUAAUAGAACAAGAUUUCUUUGUGUUCCUUUACCUGCAUAAUAGGUCAAGUGAACCCUGUUCUAUUGUUUUCUAUAUGCAUGGAUU
Messenger RNA from Gastrolobium bilobum, 1967 nucleotides. RefSeq names its product fluoride export protein 1-like. The record is from RefSeq and is a predicted model, not a curated record. Gene Ontology annotation, biological process: fluoride transmembrane transport. Lineage: Eukaryota; Viridiplantae; Streptophyta; Magnoliopsida; Fabales; Fabaceae. The transcript has 6 exons. Gene Ontology annotation, molecular function: fluoride transmembrane transporter activity. Gene Ontology annotation, cellular component: membrane. Bases 1 to 1338 code for a protein of 445 amino acids.